Emys orbicularis (European pond turtle) is the source of this 1031-nucleotide messenger RNA. RefSeq names its product atypical chemokine receptor 1 (Duffy blood group) (gene ACKR1). The record is from RefSeq and is a predicted model, not a curated record. Bases 24 to 1031 code for a protein of 335 amino acids. Gene Ontology annotation, cellular component: membrane. The transcript is spliced from 2 exons. NCBI's taxonomy places the organism in Eukaryota, Metazoa, Chordata, Testudines, Emydidae. Gene Ontology annotation, molecular function: G protein-coupled receptor activity; chemokine binding. Gene Ontology annotation, biological process: G protein-coupled receptor signaling pathway; chemokine-mediated signaling pathway; inflammatory response.
AAUUCGCACAGCACGCGGACACCAUGGGGAACUGCAUCAUCACUGUGUCCAGCCGCCUGGAACUGAACACGAGCGAUUACAGCUUUGAGAACAUGACGGCGAAUUACUCCUACGACUAUGACACUAAUGAUAUCUUGGCCGCUGCACCCUGCCAGAGUGGCUACUGUUCAUUCUUUCGCAGUCAUGCCUUCAACUUCCUGGCUGUAGUCUGUGCCCUGGGCCUGUUGAGUAACCUGGCCCUGGUGGUGGCCUUGGCCAACUGCUGGGGUCUUUGGGGCUGGCCCCUUGGCAGAGCCUCCCUGUUCCAGCUGACGCUCGGCACCACCAUCUUCACAGCCAUGCUGCCAUUUUUUGCUGCAGGCAUCAGCCAAGGUUGGGUCAUUGGUGACGGGCUCUGCAAGGUGGCGUACAUGCUGUGGUACGGGAGCCUCUUUGCUCAAGGGCUGCUGGUAGCUGCCGGUGCAUGCAGUGCCAUGUGGGACAAAUGGGUUCCCAGACGGCACCACUGGUGCAUGGCCGUGGCUCUCUGGGUGGCAGCUAUCCUCCUGGCAGUGCCAGCUGCCUUGCUGAGUGGGACGGAGGGGCACCCGCAGGAGCUGUGUAUGAUGAGGGACACGCACUGGUGGCACCUGGCCCACGUCACAUCCUGCCUGGCUGUUUUCAUUCUGCUCCCUGCCGCACUAGGCGUGGCCAAGGCAAUGCUGACAUGGCGCAAGAGUGACUGUCAGCUGCGGGUCGGGGUGACGUGUCUGUUCUUCCUUCUCUGGGUGCUGUACGGGACAGCUCUGCUCCUGGACUCACUGGUGCGGAGGCAGCUGCUCGACGCCAGCUGCCAAUUCUACGAGUUUCUUGACUUCUUCCUGGGGCUGUCAGAGGGCCUCGGUGUGCUGCACUGCUGCCUGGGGCCCCUGCUGCUUCUCGGGGCAGGGCUGUAUCACCGAAGGACCCAUGCUGACCCAGGUCCCCUCCGAGUGCCAGCACAGCAUGUGCCAGGGCUAGAAUUGCCAACCCCAAAUGUUCAAAAAGCAUGA